Cavia porcellus (domestic guinea pig) is the source of this 1346-nucleotide messenger RNA. RefSeq names its product dihydrofolate reductase (gene Dhfr). Lineage: Eukaryota; Metazoa; Chordata; Mammalia; Rodentia; Caviidae. Gene Ontology annotation, biological process: tetrahydrofolate biosynthetic process; folic acid metabolic process; glycine biosynthetic process. The transcript has 6 exons. The coding region runs from base 36 to 599 and encodes 187 amino acids. Gene Ontology annotation, cellular component: mitochondrion. Gene Ontology annotation, molecular function: NADP binding; dihydrofolate reductase activity. The record is from RefSeq and is a predicted model, not a curated record.
GGUCUUCCUGAGCCAGUUUGCAGCACGCCACCGUCAUGGUUCGCCCUCUGAACUGUAUCGUCGCCGUGUCACAGAACAUGGGCAUCGGCAAGAACGGGGACUUGCCCUGGCCCCCGCUCAGGAAUGAAUUCGGGUAUUUCCAGAGGAUGACCACGACCCCCUCUGUGGAAGGUAAACAGAAUCUGGUGAUCAUGGGUAGGAAGACCUGGUUCUCCCUUCCUGAGAAGAGUCGACCUUUGAAAGACAGAAUUAAUGUAGUACUAAGUAGAGAACUCAAGGAACCUCCCCAAGGAGCCCAUUUUCUUGCCCCUAGUCUGGACGAUGCCUUGAAGCUGAUUGAACAGCCAGGAUUAGCGAAUGAAGUGGACAUGGUGUGGAUUGUGGGGGGCAGCUCUGUUUACAAGGAAGCCAUGGAACGGCCAGGCCACAUCAAACUGUUUGUGACAAGAAUCAUGCAGGAAUUUGAAAGUGACACAUUUUUCCCAGAAAUCGAUUUGAAGAAAUACAGGCUCCUCCCAGAGUACCCAGGUGUGCCUUCUGAGAUCCAGGAGGAGAAGGGCAUCAAGUACAAAUUUGAAGUCUAUGAAAAGAACGAUUAACAUGAAGGUGUAUGCUGAUUUAUUUCGAGUUUUUUCCCUUCUUCCUAAAAAAUAUUCUAUAUUUAUAGAUUAGGAAAAAGACUUGUUCUGAUUGUUCAUCUCUGGAUAAUUUUUUUAUGAAUAGAUACCAUUUAAAAGGUAUUUCUUUUGGAAAAAAAAAGUUAGAUUUUUGGUUUUGACUGACCACAACGGAGGCCCAGCACCUGCUCAGGUGCUGUGGGAGCACAUCUGUGGGAAAAUCCAAACUGGAGGAGUCCCGCAAAGGUGUCCUGCUCAGGGAAGGACCCAGGGAGACAGGAGCGAGACAGCUUAGUCCAAGGGAGAGAAGUAGAUUCUAGACAAAGUGGCUCAAACUCACUUUUAGAAGAAAAUCAGGUCAAAGCGUGAACUGGGAAGAUUCCGUGCAUUCCACCCUUCUGAGCAAAGUUCUGCUCACUGAGACGGAAAAUGAGUGUUCCACAAUGCAGCGUGCUCCACGGCGGCGGCAGAGAAGCUGGAAAUAGGUUCGAGGUUUCCUAGGAGGAGCCUGAGACCUCAGAUUUCUACUUCUGAUUUUCAGAGGGCUUUGGCAGACACUGCAAUGACAGAGCAUGCAGACCGCUCUUUCAGAUGAAAAAGCAGUCACAAGUAUAAUGCCUGACAAUAAAAAUAGACUAUAUUGAGACUGGUUACCACUAGAAACCAAAAUUAGUACCUUAGAAACUGAAUUUCACAAAAUUAAUAAAAAGACGUUACAGGUCAUGCAAA